AAAUAAGAUAAUCUCGGAUUUCCAAGUUGUGCCUAACAUUUCGCGUGUCCAUUCAAGUGCUGAAGGGAAUUUUUUUUCAUAAAUUGAAUAGUGUCGCACAAAAAUGAGAAAGAAACGUAAUCGAAUUCUCUUUUUGAAAUAGAGAUUUAUUCUCUAAACUUACUCUCCCAUUUCUGAUCACUUUUCUCUCUGCACAUUUUCUGUGAACACUUUGUACUGUUCACCCAGUCUUACUUUGAAAUUCGAUGUUUAUAGUUUUACAUUGAUAAAUUAAAGCGGAAAAUUUUUAUGGGAAAAAUAACAAAAGAGUGAAAAUUCAAAAGUUUAAAAAAGGAAAGAUUUUCUUGAUGAUCACUUAAAAAGUGCAAUAAAAAUAAAUCUCUACUAAUAUCCCUAAAUCAAAUAAAAACUAGACUUUUUAUUGUAUGAAUUUGCUCAUGAAAAAUACAAUAUACAACCUAAUAGAGUGAAUAAAAUUUAUAAUUCUUUGUUGCAUCAUUCAGUUCUUAAAAUAUAUGAUGACAAGCAACAGUGCAUUAAAGAAAGCUAGUAAAACGAAAUCAUUAUCUUUAAGCCAAGAUGAUUUUAUAUUUCCACGGGCACCAAGAAUAAGAAAAACGCAAAAAUUAGAAGAUACACAAAAGAUUUUCAAGUACAUUGACGACAAUAUAAUUGGAAAAGGAGUCUUGUUUCUAGGUCCUUAUGGACGAAGGAAGGUUGUUUACGCAGACUAUGCAUCUUCUGGAAGAUCGCUUCAAUUUUUGGAGGACUAUAUUAAUAAGGAAGUACUUCCUGCAUUUGGAGACACUAGCUGCAGUUCGGCUGUAACUGGCCUUCAAACACAUUUAUACGAGUGAAACUGAAAGCAGAGAUAUAAUAAAGCAAGCUAUAAAUGCAUCAUCAGAGGAUGAAAUAAUAUUUUGCAAUAAUCCAUCAGAUCGUCUUGCUCACUUGUUUGCGAGUAAUUUAGUGCGAACACGAGUCGCACAUAAAUUAAAUACUAAUCAGACAAAGGAUUUAACAGAGAGUGAUAUCUCGUCUGUUUCAUCAGUACACUUAUAUCAAGAUGAAAAUAAUGAGCGGCAAGUCAUUCUAUUUGUGAGUCAGCUUGAACCGAUCGACAAUAUUAAAUCUUGGAUUGAUGCGGGUGCACAGAUUGAAAGAAUUGCAAAGAAUAGAGAUGGAUUUUUAGAUCUUGUUGAUCUAGAAAAGAAAUUGAGCAAGUAUGCGGAUACAGAUUACAAACUAAUUGGACUAUUCUCGGGCGUUUCUAGAUUAUCAGGAAUUCAAGCAGAUGACGUAGCAACUACAAUCCUUUUGCAUCAAUAUAAUGCAAUUUCAAUAUGGGACUUUACAGCUGCAAUUUCAAGCGCCCAAGUGAAUAUGAAUUCAGCGAUACAAGGUUCAUCAAAAGAUGCGUUAUUCUUUAGCUGUAACAAAAUGAUUGGAGGACUUCAAGCUCCUUCAGUUCUUGUGAUAAAAAAAUCAUUUAUCGAAAAUUUCACUUCCAUUCAAAUGGAAAUGGUUGAUACUGUAAGUGUUGUUCGAUGUGGUCUUGUCAUGCAAUUAAAAGAAGCUUUGGGCAGUCAUAUAAUGAAUCGGCAUGAAAAAAUUUGUAAGCAGAUGCUUUCACACAUUCGUACAAUUCCGGAAAUUAUUCUAUUAAGUCCGGCAUCAACAACAUCAAGAAGAAUUCCAACAAUGAGUUUUCUAAUUAGACAUCAACGUGGGGCAUUUUUACAUCAUCGAUUCGUUGUUGCUGUCUUAAAUGAUGUUUUUGGAAUUCAAUCAACAGCUAAUAAUCUAAUUCAUCAAGCUUUAGGAAUCAAUAAUCUGCUCCAAAUUGAAUAUGAAAAACUUUUGGACGAGGAAUGUGUGGAAAAUCUUCGUCCUGGUUUUGUUCGAAUAACUCUUCCAUUUUUUAUGAAUGACAAUGAAAUUGCGUAUAUCUUAGAAGCAUUAAAAAUGGUUGCAACUGAAGCGUGGAAGCUUUUACCGCAGUAUGAAGUCGAUUUUAAAACAGGAGAAUGGAGGCACUUAUCAAAUUCUCUCGCAAAGGAACGAAAAUGGCUGCAUUCAAUUCGAUAUAAUGAUGGAAAAAUGCUGUUUAAUGAUCGGCGUAUUUCAGCUCCAGGUGGUUUUCCUCAAAACUUUCCUGAUUGUCUUCAAACUGCACGCAAUCUUUUCAAUCGUGCACGCAAAACAGCACAAAGGUCGAAUGUUGAUGAAAACCUGUACAUGAAGUUACCAAAUGAAAAUGCCGAAAAAUUAAGAUGGUAUAUGCUACAGAGAGAAGCACAUGAAUUAUUACUAGGACAUUCACAAAAUGUGAAGCAUACAGUUCCAUUUGACCCUGAUAAAUUAUGUGAUCCACCAUCAUUCAUGAAUCUCUUAUAUCAUCGCACAAACAGCUUAUCUGCUCUUGAUGUUAAACGAUAUCAGAAAAGUCGAAGUCUUCCAGACACACCGCAACUUACAAAAAUAUCGAUUUCUCCUCCAAAAUGCUCAAGUCCAAUUCCAUUGCGAGCUUCUGUUGAAUAUUCAUCUCCACCAUCGCCAAUUGUGAGAUUUACAUUAGGUGGAGAAGUAAAAUGUGCCAUGACGAGUUUCUCGCCAAAUAGCUUGGGAGCUAACGAUUCGAUUCCUAGUCGUAAUAGAUGCUAUAGUUGGAGCUCAUCACAAAUUUCAUCUUACACAGCUCCAAUGAAAUUAUUUAACCCGAAAUUGAAACCAAAGAGAGUAGUAUCGCAUAGUGUAAGCAGUCAAACUGAUUUGCGAAUAAGUCCUGUGGAGACUCCUGAAAUUAGAAUUCGAUUUGGGAGUUGCAGUGAUACAGAGCAGGAUAUUCAAGCUUAUGUAAAGGAAGUCACGAAAGAAAUAACAGCUGAAAUUAAAUCGGAAAUUCGUGAAGUCAUCUCGCAGGUUGAGGACGUUUUAGAAAACUCUGAAGCUGUCGAUCUUCAUUCAGUUAUGGCUAAUAUUAAUUGUGCAGAGGAUAUUAAGAAUGAUUCAGUUUCGGCAGGCGAUAUUGUUGAAUUUCUCAAAGAAUUUUCAAAAGAUUUGACAAGUGAAGUGACUACCGAAAUCCGAGAGGCAGCAAAUGCAGUUGAUGAAUUCAUCGCUACGCCAGAAAAUGCUGGAGCUAUGAAAGAAUGUGCCGAUAAGAGGAAUACGAAAUUAAAUAUGAGACAACGAUAUAGCGAUACCUCAUAUGAUGCAGUUAAAAGAACAAAUUCAAAUGACAAACAACAGCAGAAACAACGAUCGGAAUCACUUCCGGAUCCAGAACAAAUAAAAUACACUGGUGCAAUUUCCAAAAUUAGAACUUUUGAUGUUUUAUCCUCAACAGAUUCAGGAAUUAAUUUAAGUUUUCAUGAGGAUGAACGAAGGCGAAAUAGAAAUUCUAUUGAAAAGAACAAUAAAUUCACAUUUGAUGAAAACGAUGACAAUAAAUCGGAAUCAUCUUCAUCAGUUUCUCGGCAGCAAUCGAGUGAUGAUAUGAUAAGUUCGAGUCCAAAAAUGUUGAGGCGUCAGGCGCAUUUAAUACAAGCACCUUCAAGUGAAAUAGAUGAGCAAGUAACAUGGCAGAACCUGCCGAAGGAAAUUUGGAAACAAGCUGCCGAGACAAUUGACGAAUUUGAUCUUAUUCGUGAUGGCGAUAAAAUAUUAGUGUGUAUUUCCGGAAGUAGCAGUUCUGUUUGUCUGAUACAUUUAAUUAGACAGUUUAGUCGAGCACGAGGCCUACAUGUUGAUCUGUCAGUGUUGACUGUUUCUGACGAAAAUAUUGCUGUUGAUCCGCGUAUUUUGAUGCUCUAUUUGCGAGACUUGGAUAUUAAAUUCAUAUAUGAAAGUGAUAAUAAUCUUGAUACUGAAAUGAGACAAAAAUUGUCGUUAAUAGCUAAAAGAAAAUGCUUCAAUGUGAUGGCAAUGGGAAGUACACUUGACAAAAUUGCAGAUGAAUUUUUAACUUCCAUAUUCUACAAAGGAAAAGUUAAUGCUAAUUUGUCAUUCGUCAAAUCAAGUGACGGCGAUUUGAGAAUAAUUCGACCAUUCAUAUUCAUACGAGAACGAGUCUUUGAAGAUUUUUCAAUAGCCAAGAACUUUCCAACACGUCCUUCGAAAAUUUUUACUUCAAUGCCCCAAGGAAUUCAUAGUUUGUUGAAAGUUCAGGAAGUUCUCAAUCCAUUUGUAUAUGAAAACAUCAAAAAGGCCAUACAUUCAUUAAUUAUACAGAAUUUAAGUAAUAAGUAUAGACUUUAAAGGAAAUGAAGUUAAUUUUUGAUUGAUUCCUAAUGUAACAUGCUUUAAUAAUCUCAAGACAUAAUAAGUUACCCAUUCACAUACGUUUCUCUUUUUUCAUGGAGGUCUGUUUCUGUGUUCACUAAAAAGUUCAAUGGAUUUCAAUAAUUGCUUUUAUGGUCGUUUUUAUAACCCCUCUUUCAAAAUAAUGGAUGUUAUUAAGUGUAAGAUAUUUUAACGAGGUUAAAAAACUGUUCAUUGUUCUCUGAACCUAUCUGAACCUAUUUUUGCUGAAAAAUAAUAUUUGAUAUUAUAAAGUAAAAGAUGUGUGUCCUUUCUAUUUAUAAAUUUCUCUUACUCAAAUUAUUUUUUAUUUGAUUUUAUAUGAAAACAAUUUUUAUAAUAAAAUAUUUCAUCUGAGAAUUAGUUUUUAUCAUCAUAUUUAAAUCUUUGAAAACUUCGAAUGUUAAAAUUUGCUUCGAGUUCCUACUCACUAAGAAACAUUUCUUUUUUUAAAAAAACAUCAUAAUAAUAAAAAUAAUAAAAUAAAAUAAUAAUAAAUGAAUAAAAAAUUUCUUUUAAUAACGGGUGACAAGAUUUAAUGCACAAGUAUUAUUCUUAUCCUCGCAAGACUGUGAUUUUCUUUCCUUCUAAUUUUUUGAUUUCUAUAAUUUAUUUAUACCUUGAAACUAGAAUGAAGUUCACUAAUUAAUUAUAUUACUCUCUUCAUCAGUCCUACUACAGCAGUGGAAAUUAAUUUCCAAUCAAUAUUUGUCUAGCUCGACAUCGUACAUCUCGGAAUAAGUCAUUGGUCGAAUAUUUUAUAAUGAGAUAAAUUCCUUUGGUGCUUGUCAAUUGUUUCUCGAGUGUCUGACACAGUUCCUUUUUACAGCAUCACAAAAUACUGUACAUACAUGAACAACACAAUUAAAUAUAAAUAGCGAAAAAAAAAGUAUUAGCGCAUUAGGAAGAACCGAUCAAAAUUAUCACAGAAACGAAGCAUUCGGUUUUAAGGAAAUUAUGAAAUGAAAAAUUAAAAGCUUGAUCGAAUUCAUCUUAAUUAAGUGUUCAAUUUCAAACUAUAUUAAAACUGACAAAUCUUCUUCGAUUUCCAUUUAUUUACACAUUUUGAUCGUUUCAUUUCCUUUCUUUUUCUAAAAUUACAAAAUUAAAACAACAAUUUCCCAUCACAACUUGUCAUAAAAUUCAAAGAAAGUAUAUAAAAUCAUUUCAUACAUUAAUUAAGAAUCCUUUACUCGACAAUUUUAGAAAAAGAAAAAAACUAAAAACUUAAAUUUUCUUUUCACUCUUAAAGGUUAAUUAACUCAAUACAUUAAAUUAUCAAUGCGCAAAUGUCAUAAGAAGUUGUGAGAUAAGAGGAAAUACGUUUCAUUAUCUCACACAAUUUAAAAGUACAAUUAAUGAUAAUAGAGGAAUCCUUUUUACUUUGUCUGACAAAAAAGUAAAAUAUAUGUAGACAUGAAUUUGGACAUUCGCAUGUAAAUUAUUUCACUUUAUCUGCUUCUAAGGAAAUGAUGUCGACAUAUUUUUUAAAUAACGACGCAUAAGAAUUUUAUUACUGCUGUUAAGUUGAUGUUAAAUUUUUGGAAUUGAUGCCAUCGAUGGACGACUUGAGGUAGAAAAUGAAUUGACAACCACGGAAGAUCUGAAAAAUGGACAUUAAAUUAAUAUUAUGCCCUUGAUUUAUUUAGAAUUCGAAUCUCUUACCUAUUAUGUUUCAUGUGACUUUUGACUAGAUCACUAUUGACUAAGGCUGCCAUUAAUGAGAGCUCACCGGCCAUUACUGUGGCACAAAUCACUCUUGCUAAUUGUUUACUAUUUUCAGCAGGAUGAGUCUGAUGUGCUCCCCUUACUCCGAGAAUUUCUAAACAGGCACUUUGUCCAGGCAAAACUGUUCCGCCUCCUACUGUCCCGACUUCAAGUGAAGGCAUUGUGCAUGUAAUGUAUAAAUCAUUUUGAUUUUCACCAUGAAAUUCCAUAUUUGUUGAACAGUUACUACUUGUAAUAUUUUGAGCUGGAUCUUGGCCAGUGGCAAUGAAAAUUGCCGUCACCAUAUUUGCCGCAUGUGCAUUAUUACCACCUAUACUUCCAGCCAUUGCUGAUCCUGCCAUAUUUUUAAGUUUAUUACACUGUAUUAAUGUCUUUGCAUCUGUUUUUAGUAAUGUCCUUAACACUUCUUCACUAACUCUUGAUUCACACACUACACGCUUUCCACGUCCUUUAAUCCAGUUAAUAGCAGCUGGUUUUUUAUCUGAACAAAAGUUUCCACUCAAACUUAUAAUUUGCAUUUGUGGAAAUGCAUGCGCAACAAUUCUUAAUGCAUUCUCGGCACCUUUUGAGACCAUAUUCAUACCCAUAGCAUCGCCUGUAAAUGCUCUAAAUCGAAUAUAAAGCUGUGGACCAUCAAUUGUAAUGAGAAGUUCCUGUAGUCGAGCAAAACGACUUGUAGAAUCGAAUGCUUGCUUAAUUGUUGUAAAAUUUUCAGCCGUUUCCAUCCAGCGUUUUGCUUGUGCUGCACUAAUAACAUCUGGGAAUUUAACGCAUGGUGCACGAGUCAUUCCUACAUCUUCAACAAUACUGCGUACUCCAUAAUAAGACAAUGCUUUACAUCCACGAUUUGUUGAGGCAACUAAAGCACCUUCUGUUGUUGCCAUUGGAACAUAAUAUUUCUUUCCAUCAAGUGUCAAUGGACCAGCAUAUCCAACAGGAAUUUCUACAAAUCCAAGAACAUUCUCACAACAUGCAUUCAUUACUUUGCUAUAAUCAUAAGUGCGAUAACUUAAAGUUGAGAAUGGUUCACUAUUAUUUUUAAUUCCUAGACGUUGAGAAAUGAUUUGACGACGGAUUUUAACACCACGUUCAGCAUCUUCAAUUAUUGUUUCAAUUUUGUGGAGUGGUAGAUAAUUUCCACCAGCAUUAACAAGUAGAAUAAGUUCUUCGUCAGUCAAUGAUUUAGCACCUACGUCUGACAUCAUGAUUUUGAUACAAUCUUCGAUUGAUCGUGGUGGACGAACUGGAACUAAUGCAGACUCAAUAAAUUCAGGAUUGUCUUCAUCAGAAUCUCCAAAAACAUCAAAAGCUGUAAGAUCUGUUUGCACUUCAAUAUCUCUUGUCAUUGGAUCUUCUUCGCAAAUUGAAAACAAAGCAUGACGACGUGGAGGUGAUGGUUCUCUUGGUGGCAAUUGAAUAGUCGGUGGUGGUGCCAUCAUUUUUCUAACUUCUUGUAAUUGCAUUUCUUUUUCUUUUUCACGCUUCUUGCGCUCUUCCUCUUCAAUUUGUCUGGCCAGAUCCUGUUGAAUUUGGUUUGUGAGAUCAUCACGGUCAAAGAAGAUGAAUUUGAUGCAAAGCGUAAGCAGCAAAAUUAAAAUGAAGAUUUGUUCUGUGCUAAUUGAAAGCCAUUUCAUUAUGUAGUCAGAUAUAUCACUAGACUCUGUCUUGUUCAUUUGCUGUGCCAUAUUAAGAUUUUUAGCAUCAGCUCCGGGAUUUGCAUUGCCAUUAACAUGUGGAUCCUCAACAUCAUCGUUCUCAGAAAAAGUUAAACGGCUGUGAGCAUGAACAAUCAUUAGACCACUUGACAUGAUUAAUUUGACACGUUGAAUUAUUGGAUUUUGUUUCUGGUCCUCUUCGCUUAAUGCUCGAAUAAGCGAUGGAUCUCUAAUUUUUUGUCCUCCCUCUCCAGUGAUAUUAUUAUUAUUAUUAUUAUUAUUGUUGUUACUACUACUGUUAUUAUUGUUGAUAUUGCUUGUACUUGUUGAUGUGCUAAUUGAAUUGUUUAUAUUUCCAGUACAGUUGCGUGACAAAUCCAAUGUUAAUGACAAGCAGGCUGGGUAGAAGGUCAUGAAGACUACAUAAUUAACUAUUACUGACAUUACUGCAAAGCCACUAAGUACUUCUAAACGUUGAACACCCGAAAGAGUUCCAACACCAAUUACUAAUGCUUCAACCAUUGUAUCCACUGUAAUUAAAUGUUUAAAUCAUAAUUUAGACGAGAUUUGAAUCAAAAAGCAACUCACAUGAUAUUGCCGGUCCAAGUAUUUCCAUGCCACGUGCAAUAUUUUGUGUAACUUCAUCUGAAUUCGAUCCACUUAGUGCUAGUUUUGCAAGUAUUCCGGCUUUUGACAAGUCAAUUAAUAAUAAAAAGAAGAAUAGUGCGUCCCUAUGUAAUACAAAAGAAAAAAAAA
Chironomus riparius is the source of this 8441-nucleotide messenger RNA. Lineage: Eukaryota; Metazoa; Arthropoda; Insecta; Diptera; Chironomidae. The record is from the annotation of a GenBank genome assembly.